Molecule: messenger RNA, 1842 nt
Organism: Plasmodium gallinaceum
Lineage: Eukaryota; Apicomplexa; Aconoidasida; Haemosporida; Plasmodiidae
Product: nucleolar protein Nop52, putative
Exons: 1
Coding region: 1-1842 (613 amino acids)
Biological process (GO): rRNA processing
Cellular component (GO): preribosome, small subunit precursor
Source: RefSeq, a predicted model, not a curated record
AUGAGUAAGUCAGAAAUAGAAUCAUUAUUUGUUAAGUUAUGUCAUGUUGAAAAGGAAAGUAGGGAUAGAGGAAUAAAUAUGCUUUAUGAUUACAUAAAUAAAAAUAAAAAAGUUCUCAAUAAGCAUAAAAUAACAUACAUAUGCAAAGGAUUAUUUUAUUAUUAUUGGUUAUGUUAUUCUAUUAAUGAACAAAAAAAAGCAGCUUUGAAAAUAUGUAGAUUAAUACAUAUAUUUGAUAAUAAAAAAAAUGUUUUUGUAUUUUUGCAAUGCUUUUUGGAUGUUAUGUCAGCAAAGUAUAAUAAUUUAGAUAUACAUCGUUUAAAUAAAUUUUUAUUUUUAUUCCGGGUUUUUCAAGCUGAAUUUUUGAUGUUUUUGCAUAAUAACUCAUGGAAUAGUAGUUAUAUUAAAAAAUAUAAUAGAAUAAUUUUAAAAAGUUUUGAUGAUACGAAUGAGCUAUUUUAUAAUUAUGUAGAUACUUUUUUUGAAGAGUUUUUAGGAAAUGAAAAUUUUUUAGAAGCAAAAAAAGAAAAAAUCAAUUAUGAUACAAAACAAUUUUUAUUAUUGGUAGACCCUUUCUUUAAAAUUGCAUGUGCAACAGAAAAGAAGUAUAUAAUUGACCUAAUACAAAAUAAGAUUUUUAAUAAGAUAGUAAAAAUGGAUAUAAAGAAAAAUCUUUUAAAGAAGAAAAUUAAUAAAUAUUUAUUAAAAUGUAAAUAUAAAUAUGGAAAGAAAAUUUUAAAAAAUAUGUAUAAUUUAUCCCUUUAUACAAAAAAAAAAAAUAAAAUAGAAAAUGAGAUGAAAAAUAAAUUUCCUAUUUUUAUUGAGAAAUGCUAUAAUAAUACGGAAAAAAAAGAGUUAACUCAUGAAGAAAAAACUAACAGUGAAUUAUUACUUGAAGAAAAUGGAAAGUUUAAAAGUGACUAUCCUCUUCAUAAUAAAAAGGUGUUAAAUAAAAAAAAAGAUCAAAAAAAAUUAAAAAUACUAAAAGAUAUCGACAUAAAAAACGAGGGGAAUAUUUGUGAAGAUGAAGGUAAAAAAAAUGUUAUAAAGAAAAAAACUGGAAUAUAUGGUGAAAAAGGAAAAAAAAAAAAGACUAAUACAAAAGAUGCAAAACUGGUUGAAAAUUUGGCGUUUAAUACAAGUAUAAUAAAAAAAUGCAAAAAGAAUUUAAAAAAAAAAGAUAAAAUAAAUACUAAAACAAAUACUUAUGAAAAUAUAAAAUGUGAAAUAAAUGGUAAAUAUAAUAUGAAUAAUUUAGAUAAAAAUAACAAGAAAGAUUUUUCAUUUAGUAUUAAUGAUAAUAAAGAAAAGUCAAAAUUACAAAUUUGUGCUUUUAAUGAACAUGAGUUAAAUGGAAAAGAAAAAACUUCACAAAAAAAUAAUUUAAUAAAAAAAAAAAUGAUGAAAAUAAAUAAAAAACAAUGUAAUUUACAAGUUAAGGAAAUACCAAGUAAGAAAGAAACAAAAAUACAAAAUAAAAGCUCAGAUAAUAAAAUAAAUGAUACAAAUAACGCUUGUAUAAAGCAAAAAAAAAGUAAAAUAAUGAAAAAGAAGAAAGAAAAAUUGAAAAAAGAAAAUAAUAAAAAAGAAACAAAAAAUAACAUGGAUAAUAAUUUCAAUAUGAAAUUGGAAAAUGAAACAUUAGAAAAAGGUAACAGUGGUAUGGUUAAAAAAACAAUUUUAAAGAAAGGAAAAACGAAAUCUGUUGUAACAAAAAAGGUUCAUUUCAAUUUAAAAAAAAAUACAAUUGAGUAUAUUCCACGGAAUAAAAAAAAAAGUGUUAACUCAUUUUUUUUUUUAGAUAAUUUUCGUAACUUAGUGAAUAUUCCUUCAUUUUUAUAG